Messenger RNA from Dipodomys spectabilis (banner-tailed kangaroo rat), 1421 nucleotides. RefSeq names its product apelin receptor early endogenous ligand (gene Apela). The transcript has 3 exons. Gene Ontology annotation, biological process: heart development; apelin receptor signaling pathway. The record is from RefSeq and is a predicted model, not a curated record. Lineage: Eukaryota; Metazoa; Chordata; Mammalia; Rodentia; Heteromyidae. Gene Ontology annotation, molecular function: apelin receptor binding. Bases 232 to 396 code for a protein of 54 amino acids.
GGACAGGGAGAGGAGCGGAGGGUGGAGGAGGGGUUUGCGGCCCCGUGGGCUUUGACCACAGCCCAGCGCCCCAGUAACCUUGUCUGAUGUGAUCAUUAACCUUUCUGGAAAACGCAGCCGAGGUUGGUUAGAAUGUGAGGCGCCCCGCACAGAUCCUGCACAAGCCGCGUACAGAUUGCUUGUUGCUCUCCGGAGUUCUGGCUGUCUUGGAGUGUGUCAGGAAAGAAAAAAAUGAGAUUUCAACAACUUCUUUGUGUCUUUUUGGUUUUUAUGAUGAGUCUCCUCCUUACCACCGGACAGAGACCAGCUAAUUUGGUCCUGAGAAGAAAACUGCAUAGACACAGCUGCCUUCAGAGGCGAUGUAUACCUCUUCACUCACGAGUACCUUUCCCCUGAGAGCUCCUCAGCUGACUUUACCGAGUCUGCCACAAGACAGGAGUGAAGAAAUGAUACCCAACCACCCAAAGAACUUCACUGUGCAAAAGUAUGAUUGCUUAGAGGCUACUGUAGGAAAAGGCAUUGUUCAAGAGUACCUGGGAUGGUAUUUUGGCUCACAGGACCAUCUUCUUCCUGACAGAAACUGAGAAUCAGUUCCAGUCUGAAGCACCCUUAUUUGCCUGCAAUUACAAUGGUCUCAUCUUUUCUCGGACUUUUUCUUUUUUGUAAUGGACCAAAAAGAAAAAUGCUUGUCAGUGUCUUAGAACUCUCAAAUCGCUAAAAGUGCAAGAUUUCCAAUUUUCCCACACUCUUAUAAUUAUCCAAAUGUAUUAACUUUGCAGAUGUUAAAUUUUAAAUCAGUUUUUCUGCCUGGCUUUAAAGGAUAAAAAGAAAUAACUGAUUUAUUUAUUUUGAGAUAUUAAGGGGGAAAAGCUAUGAAUUCCUUUAGGUCUUAUGAAAGUAUGACAUUUCCACUUUCUGAGUAAUACCUAGUUGAAGUCAUAAAAAGAGCCGAAAUCAUUAACUGUAACUCAUUUUAUUUUAAAAUGGCAGUGUUUGUUCAUUUCUGAAUCUUUUCCUCAUCUUGUAAUAAGCAAAAGCCAACAUUCAACGUUCUGGUUUACACACUUGAUUAGUUUGUGUAGUUUCUUUAAAAGAUCUGCCUAAAGUUAGUAUCUAAAUCACACUUAUGCCAGUGUAGCCCUAGCUGGGCAAAACCUGUAUCUAAUAGAUAAGUGUUCAUCAUUCUAGUAAAGAUUUUGUUUUGUUUCUGUGCUAUUCAACUCAGGAUGUUAAUAUGCAAAUAAAAAGUCAGAAAGAGUUUAGGGAUACAAUUAUCCAAUGAAGAAACUAUCCUGUCUACAUCUGAACUGUAUUAAUUUAAAUUAGGUUUUCUCAAGUGGCUAAAUAUAUUCUUACUUGGUAUUUAUUGAAAGGCUGCUAGUUUAAUGCUAGUAACUAUCAGUUGCUCAGAUAACAAAUUU